AUGUUGGAUCCUGUAAUUCCAUCACUCGGGAACCUUGGACAGUACCCCAUUUCAGAUUAUCACCUGUUCCUCAUGACCUGGAAGACCUUCCUGUGCCUCCUCUUCAUCUUCUGGCAUUUCUCUACAUCCAGUGCUCAGAAGCGUCGGCUGCCUCUCUGUUCCUGGACCUUUGUAGUUGCUGAGACAAGUAAAAAGUGGUGUGUUUUGGAAGGAGGCUUCUUAAGUUACUAUGAAAAUGAUAAAUCUACCACACCGAAUGGUACCAUUAACAUCAGUGAAGUUAUCUGCCUGGCUAUACACAAGGAAGACUUCUAUUUAAAUACUGGGCCUGUCUUUAUCUUUGAGAUCUACUUACCUUCAGAACGUGUGUUUUUAUUUGGAGCUGAAACAUCUGAAGCUCAAAGGAAAUGGACAGAGACAAUAGCCAAGCAUUUUGUUCCCUUUGUUGCUGAAAACUUAACAGAAGCAGACUAUGAUUUGAUUGGUCAACUCUUCUACAAAGAUUGCCACACCCUGGACCAGUGGAGGAAAGGCUGGUUUGCAAUGGACAAAUCUAGCUUGCGUUUUUGCCUUCAAAUGCAAGAAGCUCAGGAAGAUAGGAUGCACUUAAGAAGACUGCAAGAGCUAACAAUCAGCACAGUGGUUCAAAAUGGAGAAAAAUUGGAUGUGUUACUCUUGGUCGAAAAAGGGCGAACAUUAUACAUCCAUGGGCAUACCAAGUUGGAUUUCACAGUCUGGCAUACUGCAAUUGAAAAAGCAGCAGGUACAGAUGGUAAUGCAUUACAAGAUCAGCAGCUCAGCAAAAAUGACGUUCCCAUUAUUGUGAACAGCUGUAUAGCAUUUGUUACACAGUAUGGUUUAGGAUGCAAAUAUAUCUAUCAAAAGAAUGGUGAUCCUUUGCACAUAAGUGAACUCCUGGAGAGCUUCAAAAAGGAUGCAAGAAGCUUUAAAUUGAGGGCUGGAAAACAUCAGCUUGAAGAUGUGACCGGUGUGUUGAAAAGGUUUCUCUGUGACAUUGACGACGCCCUUCUUACUAAGGAGCUCUAUCCAUACUGGAUCUCCGCAUUAGAUACUCAAGAAGACAAGGAAAGAACUAAAAAAUACGGAGCAUUUAUACGUACUCUUCCGGGGGUCAACCGAGCAACCCUCGCAGCUAUAAUUGAACAUCUUUAUAGGGUUCAGAAAUGCUCAGAAAUCAAUCAUAUGAACGCCCAUAAUUUGGCCUUGGUCUUUUCAUCCUGUUUGUUUCAAACUAAGGGACAAACUAGUGAAGAAGUGAAUGUAAUCGAGGACCUGAUUAAUAAUUAUGUUGAAAUAUUUGAGGUUUCUCAGGCUGGAGAUUUACUAAUUGAAGUAUAUGUAGAAAGGAAGGAACCUGACUGUAGUAUUAUAAUUCGGAUAUCUCCUGUGAUGGAAGCAGAAGAAUUAACUAAUGACAUAUUAGCAAUAAAAAACAUCAUCCCUACAAAAGGUGAUAUCUGGGCCACAUUUGAAGUCAUUGAAAAUGAAGAGCUAGGUAAGUUUUUCAUGACAGGAAUUCUUCAG
Molecule: messenger RNA, 1545 nt
Organism: Castor canadensis (American beaver)
Lineage: Eukaryota; Metazoa; Chordata; Mammalia; Rodentia; Castoridae
Source: RefSeq, a predicted model, not a curated record